GCUAGUAAACAAACCAUACAGGACGCUUUCGGAGCGAACUUGUCCGGUUUUUAAUCUUCAAACUGCCGCUAAACACUGCCGCUAAGAUGUCUAAAAUCGAGUUACUGCGGCUGCUCAUCACCCAGCGGCUCACCGCCGCCGCGGAGGAGAUCUUCGGGGUGUUCGGGAGAACCAUAGCCGAGUACGAGGAGGAGAUCUCCCGCUCCAAGCUGGAGAUCGACCGCCAGCGCCGGCUGCUGGAGCUCCGCAGGAAGCCGCAGGUUUCGCUCUCUCUGCGGGCGGACAGCUCGGCUCUGUGCGAGCCGCAGGACUGGAGCUCCGGUCUGGACCUGAACGAGUUAAAUCCUCCGGCCAUCAAAGAGGAAGAAGAGGAGGAGGAGGAGGAAGAGGAGGAAGGGGACGAUCUGUGGCGGGACGAGACAGCGGGGCACAAUGACGUCAAGUUCCUGUUGUUCCGGAGCAGCGGCGGCACAAACGAGCAGGACACCGAGCGCCUGGCGUCCUCGCUCUCCGACCCCGGCGCCCCGGAAGACGACUCGGCGCUGGACGCCCUGCCGGGCCCCUCGCUCUACCCCACUGCUCCGCGGACCGGCGGCUCGAACCCGGACGAGGACCUCGCUGCCGACGCUUCAGGUAAUGGCGGGCUGGACGGCGUGGGACCGGACGCCGCCGUGGCGGCGCUGUCCGAGGUGGUGGACUCGUACAUCUGCACCGUCUGCGGCCGAGCGUUCGCCCAGCGCGGCGCCUGGGCCAAACACGUGCAGGUGCACCGCAAGGCGGACGCCAAGGCCGACAAGUCGUACACGUGCGACAUCUGCGGGAAGAGGCUCACGCGCUUCGACGGCUACCAGAAACACCUGCGGAUUCACACGGGAGAGAAACCGUACUGCUGCGACGAGUGCGGCCGCAGGUUCAGCGACAACUCCAACUACAAACGGCACAUUCGCACGCACGCCGUACAGAGAACGCCGCAGAGCUGAGGCUCUGGAGCACGGACUGGAACAACAGCAUUAUGUAAUAAAAGAUCAAGAUGUAAUAACAACCUCAUUAUGUAAUAACACCCGCAUUACGGAACAACGCAUUACGGAACAACGCAUUAUGUAUGUAAUACAUUUACACUUCAUUAUGUAAUAGCAACCACAUUAUGUAAUAACACAUUCAUUAUGUAAUAACGCAUGCAUAAUGUAAUAACAACGUCAUUAUGUAAUAUUACCCGCAUAAUGUAAUUAUGUAAUAACAACCACAUUAUGCUAGAACACCCAGAUUAUGCUAUAACACCCUCAUUAUGUAAUAACACCCUCAUUAUGUAAUAACACCCGCAUUAUGUAAUAACACCCACAUUAUGUAAUAACACCUUCAUUAGGUAAUAACACAUGCAUAAUGUAAUAACAACCACAUUAUGUAAUAUUACCCGCAUAAUGUAAUUAUGUAAUAACAACCACAUUAUGCUAUAACACCCAGAUUAUGCUAUAACACCCUCAUUAUGUAAUAACACCCUCAUUAUGUAAUAACACCCGCGUUAUGUAAUAACACCCACAUUAUGUAAUAACACUCACAUUAUGUAAUAACAUCCACAUUAUGUAAUAACUCCCGCAUAAUGUAAUAGCACCCACAUUAUGUAAUAUUACCCUCAUUAUGCAGUAACACCCGCAUGAUGUAAUAACACUUGCAUUAUGUAAUAACACUCACAUUAUGUAAUAACACCCUCAUUAUGCUAUAACAUCCACAUUAUGUCAUAACACCUGCAUUAUCUAAUAACACCCGCAUUAUGUAAUAACACCCACAUUAUGUUAUAACACACUCAUUAUGUAAUAACACCCACAUUAUGUAAUAACAUUCAAAUGUAUUAAUAAAACCCACAUUACGUAAUAACAACCGCAUUAUGUAAUAAAACUCGCAUUAUGUAAUAACACCCGCAUUAUGUAUUAACACCCUCAUUAUGUUAUAGCACCCACAUUAUGUAAUAACACUUACAUUAUGUAAUAACACUCACAUUAUGUAAUAACACCCUCAUUAUGUAAUAACACCCUCAUUAUGUAAUAACACUCAAAUUAUGUUAUAACACUCACAUUAUGUAAUAAAACCCACAUUAUGUAAUAACACCCGCAUUAUGUAAUAACACCCUCUUUAUGUAAUAACAAUCGCAUUAUGUAAUAAUACAUAAUGCGUGUAAAGUAAAGAUAAGAUGAGCGAUUAAAGUAUUUUACGGGAAAUAGGCUAUAUUUAUAACUUUUAGAUUUUUCUUCAAGUGCCUUUUUUAAAGCCAGUAGAGAAACCGAAAUCCAUUUGGUUGGUUAUUACAUAAUGCAUCCACAUUAUUAUAUUUUCAUAACGGAAAUGCAUUUGGUGCAUUGAAAAUAAAAAUGCAUUUUUAUUGUGUUUUUUAUAUGUUCGGCAGGUUAUUACUUGGAAAUGUUUAACAUGUUGACGUUUUAUUACAUAAUCGCUGUUACAAGGACUCAGAUUUACACCAACGUGUGACCCAGCGGGACGGACCGUCCAACUUUAUGUCAGAGGACGUUUCGUGCGCAACCAAGCCAACCGGACGAUGUGGAUUAAUGUCCAGUUCCUCCUCCCUCCACCCUGGCUUGUUCACAUGUUUCUUUUUGUUUUUUUAAAUCAUAAAAACAUCACAAAACUACAAAUAUUUUUUCACCACUGUCAGGAAUGGUAAAGGUUAACUGAACAUUAUCUGUUCAACAAAAUACAGCUAUACUCACUUUGUUUUUAAAAUCUGUAUCACCUGUUUUUAUUUAAACCCCAAAACACCAAAAAACAUUGCAAGACUUGUGUCGGACGAGCUAGCAGUUCCAGGAAAGCGGCUACAUGUGUCCACGAUAAUGGUACACGGCCGGUACGAGUCCUCGGAUGUCCACAGAGCGCCGAAAGUAUGUCGGCAGGGUUCAAAAUAUGAGCUUUUUCGUCCACCAGCCACUCAAUAGAUUACCAUUGGUUUGUUGGUGAGUGAAGCAAAUCUACCAGCAGCCACUGGCAUAUUUUACCAGCAUUUGGCUGGUAGAUGGUGCUAAUUUUGGACCCUGCUUGUCGGUUAUCCCUAUUCCUGGUUUUACUUUUUAAGUUUAAACCAACACCAAAGCACUAUUCCUUUUCGGCCCCCCUAUAGCACAUGUGUCAAACUCAAGGCCCGCGGGCCAAAUCUGCCCCCUCGCACAUUCUGAUCCGGCCCGCUUAUCAAUUUAGGUUCACAAUCUAUUUUGGCCCACCUAGUUGUGCGCCAACCAAAAACAUGGGAAACAACUUGCAAAUACGUGACACUCGAAGCAGAAUUUGGCAAAUUUGCCGACUUUGAGACUGAGACAUUCCCCCCAGAAGCUGUUGUUUACAUAUUCAGGCUGUGAAAGAGCUUGUUGUGAGUCAGCUGGCUGGUAGCCUAUAGAAAAUGUAAUCAUUGUUUUGCUCGAAUUGCUAAAUGCUAGAGUGGCUUUGGAACUGUUUUGCUCACUUAUUCAGGGCUAUGUGGACCAAACUGUAAGUAAGAAGACUAUAUGAGACAUGCAGUAAUUGAGUCAAAGAUAUUUUACUUUUUCGAUGAAAUAAAAGCAUGUCAAUAAACUAUACAUGUCUGGCCCUUGGCGCGAUUCUCUUUCUCCAGUGUGGCCCUUGGUGAAAUUGAGUUUGACACCCCUGCCCUACAGGUUGUCCAUUACCGUUCUCAUUCGAACUACAGAUCCACUACCCGAUCCGGGAAACUUCCAUAGCACGGUUAUAGCCGGAAGAGGUUGAGUUGAUGAACCAUUGAAACCAUUUUGGAAACAUUAUUUUAAGUUACAACAAGUUGGUGUUGCUUUAA
Perca flavescens (yellow perch) is the source of this 3811-nucleotide messenger RNA. RefSeq names its product zinc finger protein 771. Gene Ontology annotation, biological process: regulation of transcription by RNA polymerase II. The transcript is spliced from 3 exons. Gene Ontology annotation, molecular function: DNA-binding transcription factor activity, RNA polymerase II-specific. The coding region runs from base 87 to 980 and encodes 297 amino acids. Lineage: Eukaryota; Metazoa; Chordata; Actinopteri; Perciformes; Percidae. The record is from RefSeq and is a predicted model, not a curated record. Gene Ontology annotation, cellular component: nucleus.